Malaya genurostris is the source of this 781-nucleotide messenger RNA. It is a transcript of the gene Rrp46, whose product is annotated as exosome complex component RRP46. The transcript is spliced from 2 exons. Bases 111 to 764 code for a protein of 217 amino acids. The record is from RefSeq and is a predicted model, not a curated record. Gene Ontology annotation, cellular component: cytoplasmic exosome (RNase complex); nuclear exosome (RNase complex); nucleolus. Lineage: Eukaryota; Metazoa; Arthropoda; Insecta; Diptera; Culicidae. Gene Ontology annotation, biological process: U4 snRNA 3'-end processing; nuclear mRNA surveillance; rRNA catabolic process.
CAAAACAAAUUUAUACAAAAACAUGCUAGUGGCUGUUUUCGUGCAUGUCGCCGGUUAAUCAACAUUUAUAUUGCAGUUAAAUUUGAAAAUUUAUCAGCAAAAAGCUCCAAAUGGCUACCGAGGACGAACAAAGUUCGUUGCGACCGAUGUAUUGCGAAUUGAACGUCCUAACAAGAUCGGAUGGAUCUGCACUGUUAACACAAGGGGAAACAGCCAUCAUUGCCAGUGUGCACGGUCCGAUAGAAGUGAAGUUACAACACAUGAACGUGGAAAAGGCCCACGUGGACAUUCAUUUCCGGACCCGAUCUGGCUUGGGCAGCGUCAACGAUCGGCUGUUGGAAAAUCUUAUUCGGAAUACAUAUGAAACCACCAUUCUGACGGCGCUUCACCCGCGAACGGCAAUCUCCGUACAGAUUCAGGAAAUGCAGGAUCUUGGCGGACUGGUGGCCUGUGCCAUCAAUGCCGUCUGUUUGGCUCUGGUGAACAGUGGACUCGAGAUGAAAUAUCUGGUGGCGGCCGUUCACAGUGUGCUCGGGGAGAACGACAAAAUCACAUUGGAUCCGGAUGAACUGCAGUCGAAAGAUGCCCGGGCCAAAUUUACGUUCGUGUUCGAGAGUGUUGGCCGAAAAACGGUGUCGAUUUACACCCACGGGAAGUUUACGUCGGACCAGUACCACCGGGCGUUGCGGAUGAGUACGGCUGCGGUGGGGAAGAUAUUUGACUUUUACCAGGAAAUUGUGGCCAAACAAAGUAAGGUACUGUAGAAUAAAUUCGCCCGGUG